GUGUGUUAAUCAAUAUGAAAUAGUCAAAUUGAAAAGGAAAUGAUACCAGUCCGUGCUUGUAUCUCCUUGUAGAUUUAGUUGCUACGGUCUUUUAUUUCUCAUAGACUUGACCUCGGCCACAUGACAACUAGGUCAUUGCUUUAGUGCGCAUUGAUUAGUGCACCCCUUUGACUAGAGAUUUAUUUAUGACUUUACACGUGAGUGAAGGCAGCCGAAGGAUGAAUGGACUUUUUCUCUCUCUCUCUCCCACUGAAUUUAAAUUUCAGGUUUUGUCUGAGUUGUCUGAAGUUUGGGUUUGAUUCUGCCUGGGUCCUAUCGAUCCAUCGAUUAUAACUCACAUGAUUGGGUUGGUGUGCUUUUUGUUAUCAGUGCCAAUAAGGGUGGUAGCAUCCCGAUUCAGGAGAAUGGCACAACGGGAGUAAGGGUGACGGUAGUAUGAGUGGGUGAGUAGGUUGUAGGGGUGUAGAAAAAUUUUAGGGUGUGUGUGAGCGUGUAGUCGCCAAUACUAAUAAGGCAGGAGCACAAUGAAGGCACAAUUCCAUAAGGCCAACAACUAAAUUGUAAAUAACAAUGAAUGCACACCUACACAUAAAACUGAGAAUAACGCACAUAGAGACUGAUUUUUGCACUUACAAAGCCUACUCCUCUAACCCGUGUGCUGGCUCACAAAAACACUGUACCCAUAGAUGAAUGGGUUACUUGCUGCCUAAAUCAAGUUGAAUUUUGACUGUAGUAUAGACUAACAGACAGGCAGCACACCCAUCUAUCAAUAGAGUAUAGUGGAUUAUUUGGCACUUCCGUCCAAAACGAAUCAGGGCACUGUAAAAUUUAAGUCACAUUUAUAAAUACAAACUGGGAGGUAUUGCAUUGCUAACUCUGUAACAAAGUGUGCAAGAGAACAAAGCAACUAUUUUGACACAUAAGUCUACAUAUUGGAAUUCAUUCCGGACCAAUAAAAUACACUUCCAGGUGUUUGGAAAUCUCCUUGUCAUAUUUCAGAAAUUUAAAUAUUUUACACUCAGAGACGAAAGAGAGAAUAUAAUGCUGAUGAAUCUGAAUAACUUUAUGCAAACUCUUCUGCCAAAAUCUUCAACACCAACAAAGGAGUUAAGUAGAGCAGAUUAUAUGGAUGAAUCAGCUGACAACAGUUCAAUCAAGACUGAUUUAUUAAAUGCUUACACGAACACAUUUUCACCUAUCUGUAGUCCUACAAAAAAUACUACUCACAAUAAUGCUAGUAGUAAGAAUGUCAACAACAAUGAUAACCAGCCUGUUAUAUCAAGUAACGAAUGUAAAAGUAAUGUCGAUAUUAUACCAAAUGAUGAAUCCAGUAACAAGUCGACUAAUUCAUCUAAGGAUCAAAACAGUAUAGAAACUUUACAAGGCUAUACACUGAUAAAUAAUCAAGAUAAUUUAGAAACCAAUGGAUUGAAGAUGCGUCUAUUGGCUGCACUUGCCGAUAUGAUUCCACACGAUGAAAGUUUGAGUUUACGCCUUCUUAUGAGUUAUACGAUUGAUGAUCAAGAAAGUGAAUGUGUAGUUAUUGAUGAGACCCUAUGUCGAGAAACUAAGAGGGAAGAGGUGAGUGAUCACAACUCAUACUGUCAUUUGUCGAACAACACUAAAAUCCGUAAGAUUCUGGAAGAUGAAAAAAAAGCUGAAUUAACUGAAAUACCUGCGCAAUCUUUAUUUACUCGAGGUACACCCUUAGGGUCAGUUGCAUUAGAUUUAUCCUUACAUACUGAAAUAUCAGAUCCGGUUGAUUGUUGUGUCGACUCAGUGCAUGCGGCAUCACCAAAAGAAGGUAACAAUGCAAAAUUAUCUACAGCAUCCUCGAAUGUAGACGCUGUUUUAAACGAAAUUAAAUCAUCCCUAAAUACAUGCUCUACGCCGUUAAGUUUAUUAUCGACUAGUUUUGGACAAUCGAACUUGACUGCUACAAAAGCAUCAGAAUCAGUAACAACAACGGCAGUUACAACUCCAGUAAAUCAAAUCCCACAGCUUGACACUACUCUAUUAGCUCUGCUUCCUUUGUUGCAGCAACAACAAAGUGCAAAUAUUUUAGCAUACCAAAAUGUGGUAAAUCCAAAUUCAUUGUCGUUAAUUUCUACUCCUAUUUCACAAUCAGUAGCAACAGUGAGUAGUGCAAAACAAAAUCAAAUCCCUUUUAAUCUUACAGGAACGUCAACCAAUGCUAAUCUAUUAUUCAAUCAAUUAUAUGCUUCUAACGCCACGCAUAUGCAACAAAAUACUAAUCAAAUGAACAACCUACUACCUACUAAUUUAAGUAGUAUACUACCAAAACAAGCAGAACCCCCAACUACUACUUCACAGGGAAAUACAAUAACUAGCCCGUUGAUGAAUAAUGUAGCUAAUAACCAAUCACUCUUGAAUUCAGCUUCAAUUAUAGGAUUUCCGUUAUUUAAUCCAUUUUCUAUCAAUGCUAAUAAUAUCAAUAAUAGUAGUAAUGUUGAUAAUUUUAGUGGGCUUCUACCACCCACAUCAUAUUUAGGAACAGCAUCAACUUUGACGCAAUCACACACAUUACCACAGUCAAAUGUUUCAUCAUCCAAUCUAGGCACAACAAAUACAACAGCCACUUUAUUCAGUUUAAAGGACAAACAAAUUGGGCUAAUUGAAACUGUAGGUGUUAUGCCAAGUAUGAAGAAUCUAAACCAACCAAUCGCAUCUUUGAUUAAUCAGUUAUCAGUCAAUUCUUCAAAUAAUAUUUCAUUGAAAACACUUUCCACACUAUCACAAUUAUUUGGUAAUGCUAUUCCCACUAAUAAUGUUACGGGCAAUAGUAGUCCCACUACGAAUUUCAAUAUUACAAAUAAUCAUAACACCAAUAUUACCAUACCAGCUAUAAUAAGUACAAAUGUUAAUAAUAAUCAUAUUUCACUAGGUGCUGACGAUUUAACAUUGGCGAAAAAUUAUACUAAAAAGUCUUCAAGUUCAGGAAAAUCAUCAAAUCGUUCAAGUCCACUGUAUUCAACCAACGGGCAUACAUCAAUUACAACAUCGAAACUGAAUCACUCAAUAGAGAAUAAAAAGGAUAUUAUGAAGUCUCCAACAUCUGUAAUACAAAAGAAAGAGUCUACUAAUGGUGAUAGUGCUGCUAAUAACAACAAUAACACCAACUUCUUAUUCGGUCGUCGGUUAGCGCAUAGUCGUCGUUUUAUAUGUAAUCAAUGUCGACGAAAUUUCUCUUCACUAGCUGAACUAAAUAGGCAUACAAUUGAGGCACACAAUUCUUUUCGAUGUACAAUCUGCUCAGCUCACUUUACACAAAGAUCUAAUCUACAACGUCAUUCUCUUAAACACGUUGGUUUCAAACCGUUCACAUGUAAUUUAUGCAAGAAAGAAUAUUAUCGUAAGGAUCAUUUAGUCAGACAUAUUGAAGUUACUCAUCCAACACAUGAUCCUAAAAUGAAUAUCACUGUUCACUUGACAUCAUCUGAAUGCUUAGAUUAUUUAGACAGACUGCACGCUGGUAAGCAAACACCAUCGCCCCCCACACAUAGUCAGUCUGAUAAAGAUAUGGCUGUCACUGCUACUACCGCCAACAGUAUUAGUAAUACUACUCCGGAUAAAAGUAAUGAUAAUAAGAACAGGGAGGAUGAUUUCGAUUUAAUGAAUGAUGAGUCAAUGAAAAUUGAAGAGGCCAAACUAGAAACGCCAGAUGUCGAAAUGCACAGUGACAACGAUAAUAAUCUUAAUACAGAUGAAGACGUCGAAGGAGAAUGCUGUGAUGCAACUAAUUACAGUAAUGCAGAUUAACUAGCCGAGUUAACUGAAUGAAUAUAGUAUGGAGUAAAUUAUAGGGAAGUGAGUUGCUUUUAUCCACUGAAACAUAAUUAGCAAUGGAUAACCACCGGUUUCCGAGUUACAUUUUGCCAAUGCAACUAACACAACUACUGAUAUUGUCAAUACUGUCGUCAUCCCUCCUACUCAUAGUGCAUUUACAUAGAACAACAACUCUGUAUUAUGAAUAAAUCUAAGUCAACCAUUUCCACUUCUUCACGCAAAUUCUUUUCCAUAAAUGUUUUUGUAAACAUGAUAUCUUUGUGUUGAUACAACCACUCAAAUUCACAAUGUGCCUACAAAUGUGAUUGAAGUAUGCUUUUUCCUUAGACAUAUUCUUUUUUCACGUAGACGAACAGUGAGCAGAAAAUCAGCAUACAAUGCAAAUUUCAAUCAUAUUAUUCCUGUGAUUAAUUGACCUUCUUGCUCUCCAAAUCCUUUUUUAUGAAAAAUCAUAAACUGCCUUCAAAGUAUGUUCAUCUAACAUAAACGAAUCCACAUUUUCUUCAUCAUUCCAGUCGAAAAGUGUUUGAGUAGUGAGAGUUGUACCUGAAGGAAUACAACACUCAAAUCCACUGUUCUUGUUUUGCUUUUGUUUAUCUCAAUUUUUGCUAUAUCUUUUUUUAUUUGCUCAAAUGAAUUUGUAAUUUUUUGGUUUUGAGAAUUUUCUUGUUUACCACUUCCUUCAUUCCUGAGUGGUAUUACUACUCCUACUGCUGAAAACAAAGUAGUAUCGAUCAGAAUUAAACCAGCUCAUUGUGUACUAAUGUUUCAUGUCCAACGAAUCAGUUCUUUGUAAUAAAGUUGUUAGAAUUUUGUAGCCGAAAAUUUCAAAGAACCUGCAAAUUGUGUGGUGGAGGUAGUGUUGUUUUAACAUUUAAAAACCGUUAACAUCUUAGCACAGCAGAUACAACCUACCAAUCAUUUUAUGUCCAAUCGAAACUUAUACGUCUUUAAGUUGAAUAUUAUAUAUCUACAUGUACGAAGAUCCCCACCAACCAACCUAAGUGUCAGCUAAAUGUCUAUUGAUUACUUUGUACACCAAUAUAAGAUGCUGAAUUAUAAGUCCGUUAAAACUAUAAAGGUUGAGUGUCGCUGGACUGUAGGCUAAUGAUUUUUGGGAUUCACCUUCUGUUACAAGCAUAACAUAGGGAUAAGUUUUUUACUUAAACGAAAGCCAAGGAUAGUUUUUAGAACCACAAUGAGUCAUCCUGAAAUUCUAAAAAUCCUACCUUUUCAUAGAGCUAAUAGACCAAUUCGCCAGCUACCUAAAUGUGCACAAAAUGACGUCCCCUAUCCAUGGAACCACAACAGUUUCCAAGUUAUAAAUCAAUACUUAAUAAGUUAGCAGACAGCUUACCCUACCAGCAACCUCUCAAGAGGCGAUCUGUAACAUUAUGCUGUUGAAAGAAAAACAGUAAUCAUUCUAUUUUACCGUUUCGAUAACGUAAUACUGCUGAAAUCAACAUAUCGACUAGUUAUCAGCUGAGCGGUUCAACCCACUGAAAAUAAUUCAUUAGGAUUAUAUGAUGGUUAUCAUUCCAUCACAAUGAGUCAAUAGCAUACACCUACACAGUAUAUGUAGAAUUAGUCUACAAAACCCCUGGAUGAUAAUCUGAGUCGAGUAAGAAAAUGUAGACUUUCAGGUUGAAUGCCACGUGAUAACAAAAACCCGAGGUUUACGACUUCAGGUGGUAUGACUGAAAAGUGAGUACAGUGGUGCAAACUGUUAUUUACUUUAACUCAUGACAUAUGGAAAUUUGGACCAUAUUGGUUAACUGGCCUUGCGAGAAAAUAUCAGCGUACAUUUAACUAGACAUCAGUUCAUAUUAGUUAAAGUAGUGAACUGCACAACCCGUGAAAAUAUCUCAAGUUGUUUCACAGCAUCUUAAAAAAAGUUCAAUCAAAAUGAACGAAAAAGAUAUGCUAUAACAGUUAAUUUUAUAGCCGAAUGAUAGCAAAAACGACCGACCUCAUGAGAAAACAAUGGUAAAAACUACUCCGAAAUAUCCAAGACUAUUUCACCUUCAUCCAUCAAAAAAAGACUUGAAAGGAUAAAAAAAGGUAUUUAAUGGUAAAUUGAUUAUGAUUACACUGGUAGUUAAGAACAUACUGAAUAUGCACGCAUAUAUAUACUCAUAACAACAGAGUCACUCGUUCAUAUAUUGAUAUAAAAAAAUAAACCACAGGAAAACAAAGUAAAUGCGUGCAAAAAUGACUAUCUGAAUCAUUCAAGUCGGUGUACAUAUGCUUUCAUCAAUGUAAAUAUAAGAAUAGGAUAAUAUUAGUAUGCUAACUGAAUAACAUGAUACAAAAAUGAAAAGCUAGGACAUACACAAGAACUGUC
Molecule: messenger RNA, 6151 nt
Organism: Heterobilharzia americana
Lineage: Eukaryota; Metazoa; Platyhelminthes; Trematoda; Strigeidida; Schistosomatidae
Source: the annotation of a GenBank genome assembly